This is a messenger RNA of Xiphophorus couchianus (Monterrey platyfish), 1515 nucleotides long. Its product is annotated as mid1-interacting protein 1-B-like. NCBI's taxonomy places the organism in Eukaryota, Metazoa, Chordata, Actinopteri, Cyprinodontiformes, Poeciliidae. Gene Ontology annotation, biological process: regulation of lipid biosynthetic process. Gene Ontology annotation, cellular component: cytosol. The transcript has 2 exons. The record is from RefSeq and is a predicted model, not a curated record. Bases 393 to 830 code for a protein of 145 amino acids.
ACGUUCCACCUGACGUCAUGCCGUGUAUGAUUGGCCAUCUUCUGCGUACCUCGCUGUGAUUGGCUGUGGCUCAUGCUUCCUGAGAUCCUAAGCCCCGCCCCGCCGCCGCUCCGCUACACCCUUGUUCGGACAAACCCGCCGACCCUCCCUGAGCUCAUCGCUUACCGGACCGACAGACGACCGGAACCCGGUGCUCCACACCCGAACGGCAGCCAGGAACCACGGCCGGAACACGGUGGCUGGUGGACGUCUGGAGUCCUGCAGGACCGACCCGGCCCAGAGUCUCCCUCCUGACCCGGGAUCAGGCUCCAGCUCCGUCCUAAUCCCCCAAAGAGCAUUAGCGGGCUAAGUUUGGUCCUGGACGGCGCCGGGCGGUCAGAGCGGACGUCACCAUGAUGCAGAUAUCGAACUCCUACAACCAGAAGAACUCGCUCUUCACCGCCAUGAGCCGCUUCAUCGGCGCCGUCAACAACAUGGACCAGACGGUGAUGGUGCCCAGCCUGCUGCGGGACGUCCCCCUGGAGGACGGCGAGGACCUGAAGGCCCCGGAGUCCGCCCCGGAGUCCGCCCCGUCCACCAACGGCUACUUCCAGCCGGACGGAGACAUGUACAGCUCCUACGUCCUGCUCAAGUCCAUCCGGAACGACAUGGAGUGGGGCGUCCUGGGCGACGAGCGGCCCAAGGCCGAGGGGGAGCGCGGUGACGACGACGACCUGGAGAAACAGUUCCACUUCCACCUGAACGGACUGCAGGCGGUUCUGUCCAAGCUCACGCUAAAGGCUAACACGCUAACCAACCGCUACAAGGAGGAGAUCGGCUGCAGGAACUGACCCGGCCCGGGCGAUCCGCAGCUCCGCUUAGCUCAUUACCUACAAAACCUAACACCCACACAUUAAAAAGCCAGAUUAUUGACGACCUUUGACCUCUGGUGUUUCUGUUCAAGGUUAAAUGUGGAAAAAUGAAGGUCUGCUUCACUUCCUGCUAAAUUUGCCUUCAUGUCUGAACAAGUGUCCUUAAACGCACCAUCAGCUUCCAGCCGCACCAACCGGAUCAAACCGGUUGGUCUGCUAACAGUUUUUGUAGCUAAUGAGCUAAAGCUAACCCUACCUGUGUGACAGUUGGGGUUAAAGGUCAUCAUAGAGGAAGCUGCUGUUUCCUCUCUGUUUGCUGCCUUUUCCAGUGUCUGUCUGUCCUCAUGUCCUUCAUUUCAUCCUGCGAACUAAACUAUGCAACGAAGCGACUGAAACGCACAAACGUCUCUAAAUAAUCCUCCAGAACCUCCAUCUGGACCGUUCUGAUGGACUCAGUUUGAUGGAUGAAGUUGUUUGUUUUGAACUGGAACUCCAGACGUUUUCAGACUGAUUCAUCCUCUGUUUGGAUCAGCCGAUCAGAACCUGUAGAACCAACAGAAAUUAUUUAACGACGCGUUUGUUUAACCAGAGGUCUGAUGUUUGCUUCUUGGCUCUGGAUGGUUUUUAUUUAAUGUUCAGCUUGGUAAUAAAAUGUUCUGAUGAA